Pseudomyrmex gracilis is the source of this 5854-nucleotide messenger RNA. RefSeq names its product facilitated trehalose transporter Tret1-like. The transcript has 7 exons. Gene Ontology annotation, molecular function: sugar transmembrane transporter activity. The record is from RefSeq and is a predicted model, not a curated record. Bases 1281 to 3185 code for a protein of 634 amino acids. Gene Ontology annotation, biological process: carbohydrate transport; transmembrane transport. NCBI's taxonomy places the organism in Eukaryota, Metazoa, Arthropoda, Insecta, Hymenoptera, Formicidae. Gene Ontology annotation, cellular component: membrane.
CCGAUUAGCAAAGUUCCCCAAACACACGUAACAUCAGACUUUUGCAUGCCAACCGGACCAUACAGGAGCCGCUACAACGACGGAGACGAUUGCAAAUUGACACAACAAGGAGACGACAACAAAUCGGCAUACCGUGGAGAAAGUCGAGAUCUUUGAACUCGGUCUCGAUCGGCAGAUCGCCAGGAAUUUCGCGUUCCGUUGUCACACACGAAGUUGCGCUGACCACGAGCAAGUAACACACAUCAUCGAGAGAGACCGUUUAACAGCGCGUGCACAACCGUGCACAGAAGAAACGAAAAAGAGAGAGAUUUUCUUUUUCUCAUCGCACAGAAGAUUGCCGCCCUUUUCCUAAUAUUACAGCGCAAUUCGUAGACGGGAGUAAAUAGGAGAGCAAAGCACAAUUCGCAGAGACUCUGGGAACUAGCGGUUAUAGCAGUGCGGUGAACGCCAAUCAAGGAGACGGGUGGAGAUCACCACAAAAGGCCGUUAGAAUCCCGAUAAUUCCCCACGUCCCGAGGGUGCGUAACAUCAUCCGCGCACCGGGCUCGAUCGACAACCAUCAGCACCAGGCUUGCUUGCUCACACAUACGCACGCACGCGGAGCAUCGACUCGCGAUAUAUACUCAGGACACGCGACGGCGCGCAAUACAGUAUAUCGAGCGCGAUCGAUCAAAAGCGCGCAGGGAGAAAGCGUGUGCUUCUGAUCAGCCACAAUCGCUGUCUGCAUCGACGAAGACGACACCAACGACGUGCUAUAAAUCCAGUCACAGCAAAUUUGUUGUCACAACAGAGCCACGUGUGAUUUGGCUGUGAUACACGCAACGCACGCAAGCACGUACAUACGUACAUACAAACGCACGCACGCACGCAUCUGCGUACGCCUACGCACGCAUUCGUCGACCGACCGAUGCGAACUGCGCCGGUCACGAAUUGACGAGAGAAGAGAAGAGUUGUCGCGGCGUUCCAUCUACCCGGUCUGCAACACGUUUCAUCGGCGUCGCUUGCGAGGGGCACCGAAGCAACUCAAUGCGAAAAUAAUUUUGUUCGCUGAGAGAGAGAGAGAGAGAGAGAUUUGCACACAAGACGGCCAAGAUAAGCAACCGAUAGCCUAACCGACGACAACCAAAAAAAGAAGCACGACGACCACCACAUAGCCACGCCGUGUAAGACAGGCCACCGACACACGUACGAGUGUGAAAACGUGUAGCCGCCGCUGCUGCCGCUAUCGUCCCCCUCUGGCCAUCGUCAACACACAUUUCCCUUUCCUACGUGCCGACAGGAUGUCCGGCUCUCAUAGAAGGCAGAUGAUGCAGCCAUGGCCCUUGUGCCUGGCGCCCUUCGCGAAAACGAAGGAACGCAGCGUUCUACCAAAAUAUUAUACGAGGGUAUCCCCGGUCAUAAGACCCUCGUCGUCCAAUUCUGGGUCCACUCUAGAUUGCUCGUCGAACAUCACUCUUGAGACAAACGUUAGUCCCUUUAAUAGUCAGACUGCUCUUAUUGCCGAUAAGAGAUACUUUUCCGGUGAUACAAACAAGUCGUCCAAUCACUAUUAUGCCGAGAAUUUGAGAAACAACCAAAAAGCCCUCAACGGAGCACAGAUUUACAAAUCGCUGGACAAAGAUCAGGACGUCGAUUACAAGCAAUUUGAUCCGCUAUUACCAAGCGAACAAGGUUCGGUUAAGAUCCUCAUGGAAUCCCAGAAUGUGAAGUUGCCCCUGGACGGCCAAGGAUCCAUCCAAGCACCAUGCACCGAGUUCAAGAAAGUCGACAAACCGAGCUCGAUGCGGUUGCUCAAACAAGUAUUGGCCGCGUUAACGGUGUCGCUGUGCUCGCUAGUGAUCGGUUUUGCGUCCUCCUACACAUCACCGGCGCUAGUGUCCAUGCGUGAUAAUUCCACGACGUCUUUCGAAGUCACCAAGCAAAUGGGCAUGUGGAUCGGCUCACUUAUGCCGCUGAGCGCACUUUUCGGUGGCGUUGCUGGUGGGCCAUGCAUCGAAUAUUUCGGGAGAAAAACUACGAUACUUGCCACGUCGAUACCGUUCAUCGCAGGAUGGCUAUUCAUCACACUGGCUCAGAAUGUUCCAAUGAUACUAGUCGGACGCGUGUUGUGUGGAUUCGGUGUAGGAAUUGCUUCCUUAACACUGCCCGUGUACUUAGGUGAAACCAUCCAAACGGAAGUGCGCGGUACUCUUGGUUUAAUGCCCACUGUUUUUGGUAACACUGGUAUAUUGUUAUGCUUCAUGGCCGGCACGUAUUUGAAUUGGAGACAUCUAGCGUUGUUUGGAGCGAGCUUAUCUAUACCGUUUAUGCUGUUAAUGAUUGUAAUUCCGGAGACGCCGAGGUGGUACAUUUCCAAGAACAAAACGAAGCGGGCGCGAAAGGCGCUCCAAUGGCUGCGCAGCAAGGAGACGGACAUUACUGAAGAAUUGAUGGAGAUCGAGAAGACACAUAUUGAAAGCGAACGCACCGCUACUCAGGGCACAAUAAGAGAAUUGUUCAAACCUAACAAUCUCAAGCCCCUUCUCAUUUCUCUGGGUUUAAUGUUGUUCCAGCAGUUAUCCGGUAUCAACGCAGUGAUAUUUUAUACCGUGCAAAUCUUCCAAGAUGCCGGUAGCACCAUCGAUGAGAACAUUUCGACCAUAAUUAUUGGCAUCGUCAACUUCAUAUCCACUUUUAUCGCCGCAUUCGUGAUUGAUAGGUUGGGCAGAAAGAUGCUGCUGUACAUAAGCAGCGUGUCAAUGGCGAUUACGCUCUUCGCUCUCGGCGGUUUCUUCUAUGUCAAAUCGUUGGGCAUUGACGUGACGUUCAUCGGCUGGCUGCCGCUGUUCAGCUUAAUCGUGUACGUGAUCGGCUUCUCGCUAGGCUUCGGGCCAAUUCCCUGGCUAAUGAUGGGUGAGAUUCUGCCCGCCAGGAUUCGCGGUUUGGCUGCGAGCAUCGCGACAGGCUUCAAUUGGACUUCAUGUUUCAUCGUUACGAAGACCUUCCAAGAUAUCAUAUCGCUGAUCGGCGCGCAUGGUGCUUUCUGGAUGUUCGGCCUGAUCGUAGCAAUGGGCUUCUUUUUCGUUAUUGUCAGCGUGCCAGAAACACGGGGUAGGUCGCUCGAAGAGAUCGAGAAGCGAUUCACCGGACCGACUAGAAGAAUGAGCGCAGUCGCCAAUAUGAAGCCGAUGCCGAUGGCGUGCUAGUUGUUCCAAGUCCGAUUGAGGUUUUUAUUAACGAGAGAUAGUUCGCAAGAAGUAGAAUUUCUUACAAUGUUGUUUAAAGGAAUGAUUUCCUUAUAGAUACGCUUUCCUUUAUAAACGAAAGUCAGGUUAAUUUUCGAAAGUCUAUCUCACCUUUUUAGGUAAAAAGAAAGCAUGCUCUUUUCCCUCGAUUCUUCUUAUCUUUAUACCUUUGAUUUGGAUUCAAAUCAAUUUCUUUGCAUUUUGGACGAAGGACUUAAAACUUAUCAAUAACGAACGAAAAACUCUCUUCUUUCACGUAAUAUGUGAAUAUAAACGGAGAAAAAUAUUUUUCAUAAGACUUGUAACUAUUUUAAUUGACAUUUAACAUAAGUUGAAAAGACAACUUGAAUGAAGAAAUUCUAUAUCUAUUUUUAGUUAUUCUUUAAGCUUUAAACACUGACUUUAAAAUCUCGAUUUUAAAGUCAGUGUUUAAAAUCGAGUAAAUUGUUUAAAAGUAUGAUGCGCUAUCUAUGUUCGCUUAUUUUUUUGAUGCUAUUAUUUAUAUCUAACGAACGUGAGGGAUCAGAGCUAGUGAUAGUGCCAAGCUUGUCAAGGUAUACGUAAAUCGCGAGAGUUUACUGCAAUUUUAAACAUAAAUAGAUUCACGGGACAUACGAAGUAUAUUUCACAUUGCCAUCGUGAAAAUGUGUCACGUGAUUAUAUCAACAAUUGACCGAGCAUACAUAGUAUACGUAGUUUUGAAAGUGUUUUUAUUAUUCGACAAAGUUCUCUACAGGGUCUACCUCAAGUUAAAUAAACAAAAUCGCGCAUUUUUGUCCUUCGCUGUGCGAGACAACGCGGUCCGCGCGAGGCUGCAGUGUCGCGUGAUUUUGCGUGCGGAUUAAUCGCCGUAUGUACUUUGAAUCUGGAAAAGCGUAAUAUAUGUACUUAUAUGUAUUAUACGCCGACCAAGAAACCGUUCUUUCGAACAGAGGCGAACUUCCUGCGCGACAAUAAGUUUUAAGCCGAUCGCGUUCCUAUAUAUAUAUAUAUAUAUAUAUAUACACACACACACACGUGAUGCUCUUUUCGAGAUAACGUCACUGUAAAUAGCUUAGUAAAGAUUUAAAUCGCUAGAUAGUGAUGGUGUAAACUUUUGAUGCAAGAUGCGAAGAUCUUUAUAUUGUAUAUAUUGUACAUGUACAUCUUCAAAAUCGUCGUCAACUUUUUAGCGUAGCAGCUCAACGAUUAUCGAUCCUUUUUUCUCUGUUAAGAUACAAAGAUUCAAAAAAGAAGAUAGAGAAAAUAUUGAAUUGGGCGAUUGAGGUUUAAUUAAUUGAUGAAAUUGACUCUCGGUGAGAUAAUGUGACUCUCAGCUCAUGAUUGGGUGUUAUUAUACUUUUCGUAUUAAACGAAUGAUACUUAAAAUCCUAUAAGCUAUAUUAAUAUGAGACGUGAAUAUGGUUCUAUAAUAUGUACAUAUACACGUAGCGGGUGUGAUAAUCUAUAAAUAGCAAACAUAUAUACAUAUAUUUUUUUUAUUCUCCGAAGCAAAGAGAGAGAGUAAGAAAAAUUAUAAGUAGUAGUUGUAGUCGAGAUGAAAGUCUCAAGAGUGUAAGAAGGGAUGAAUAGCAACAAUUCGUCAAAUCGCCUAUGUUCGAAAGUUAAGGUGGAAACUGCAAGCACUUUGCGAGUGUUCUCGGUCACACAUCAAUUUAAACUUUCGGUGAAAUAUAACGUGCGAUAUUAAAAUGUAGAUAAUAAUUAUGUAUAUUAGUCUUUAAUUUAAUUUGUGUGUGGCAUAAACUCUAAUGUGCAAUAUUGAAAUAUUUAUAUAAGAAAUUAUGUGAGUUAUUUUUUAAAGUGUAUGUGACAUUUUUAUCAUAAUUCAUUCGCAACAAGUUGCGUUAAGAAUAAUUGAGAUUCGUAAAUUCGUUAUAAAGUAACUCCAAGAUAAUUUCGUAACUAAAAAACUUUCGAGAACUAAUAAUAAUACAAGAAAAGAGUAACUUAACAAUAUAAUUCAACAAAUGUACAAGAAUUUGAUGGAAAACUGCAUUUGCCAAUGUAUUUUGCUUAAUUUUUUUAUUUCAACUUGACCGAGUAAACUCACAGCGUGUUACCGCAGCGUCAAUGUAAAAUCUUAGCAUAUCACAAUUGACAACUGACGUACACAACGUCAGAAAAUGUAAAACAAAUGCGUGCGUUCAUUUUUAUAAGAUGAUCCGAGUACGCUUAUAGUUGUGCGUUCGAAGACAAAAAAAGUUCCGUUAGCGGUGAAUCUCAUUUGUAUAUAUGGAAGUAUAAAAACGUGUUUUAUCUCUCUUAAUAAGUUUCUUUCGUUCGCACAUUAAAUAAUGUUACGAUAGAUAUUGUUUAUAAUAUUGUUCCUCAUUCAUACAACUGUAAACAAUAUUGUUCACGAAAAAAAGAUCAUUCCUAUUGCGCAGUUUAAUGUACGACUCAAUUCAAUAUUAUAUAAAGCAAUAAGUAUGCAAAUGCCUUGUUUUGUAAUGAGAAUUACGUACAUUAAUGCUACUCCAGACACAUGUAUACAAUGACCAAUCGCGAUGCAUUUCUUUGUUUCUUAUAUUUCCCAUUUAUAUUUGUUGCUAUAUGGAUGAUGCCGCUUGUUUGUAAGGUAUUUGCCAAAGCACAAUAAAGAUGAUGAAAUAUUUUUGAUAAUUUAA